Molecule: messenger RNA, 4196 nt
Organism: Dromaius novaehollandiae (emu)
Lineage: Eukaryota; Metazoa; Chordata; Aves; Casuariiformes; Dromaiidae
Product: intercellular adhesion molecule 1-like
Exons: 13
Coding region: 527-3589 (1020 amino acids)
Biological process (GO): cell-cell adhesion
Cellular component (GO): plasma membrane
Molecular function (GO): integrin binding
Source: RefSeq, a predicted model, not a curated record
GGACCGGGGGGGCCGGUCCGCGGCGCGGCGGGGGGGCGGGAAAGCCCGCGGCCGAGGCCCCGCGGCGCCGGAAUUCCCCGGGGGGGCCGCGCUCAUAAGGCGCCGCCGCCGCCGCACGGCGACACCCGCCGCGCUGCCGCCGCCGGGACCGGACGGGACGGGACGGGACGGGAGGGACGGGGCGAGCUGAGACCAGCGGAACCGGGCCGGGCCGAGACGAGCGGAACCGGGAGGAGCCGCGCUGAAACGAGCGGAACCGGGUCGCGCCGAGCCGGGAGGAGCCGCGCUGAGUUGAGCCGAGCGGAGCCGGAGCCGGAGCCGGAGCCGGAGCCGGGCUGAAUCGAACCGAACUGAACCGGGCCGAGCCGGGACGCGCGGAGCCGGGAGGAGCCGCCCUGAGCUGAGCCGAGCGGAGCCGGAGCUGAAUCGAACCGAACCGGGCGGAGCCGGGACUUGCUGAGCGGAGCCGAGCGGAGCCGAACCGAACCGCACCGAACCUCGCGGAGCCGGUGCCGGUGGCCGCGCCAUGCGCCCCUCCCCGCUGCUGCCGGCGCUGUGCGUCCUGUGCGCGCUCGCAGGGCGGCUGCAGGCCUCCUUCGAGCUGUCCAUCGAGCCGGCGGUGCCGGUGGUGCAGCACGGCGGCUCCAUCCGCCUGGCGUGCAGGACCACGUGCCCGGACCCCGCCGCCAAGGGCAACCUGGAGACGUCCAGCCUCAAGCGCAACUUCCAGUCGGGCCCCGGCGAGAUGUCCGUGGAGCUCAUCAACGUCACCGAGUGGCACUCCAGCAUCCUCUGCUUCUACACCUGCGCCGGCGUGAGGAAGACCGUGUCGGCCGACCUCAUCGCCUACAGCGCCCUGGAGCAGCCGGUGCUGGAGCCGGUGCCGUGGAUGGAGGAGGGCGCGAGCCACAACCUGACGUGCAAGGUGCCCGCGGUGGCGCCGGCCAGGAACCUCACCGUCACCCUGGGCCGGGGCGCCGAGACGCUGCGCGCCGGGACCUUCGAGCACGACGCCGACCUCAGCCCCCACCAGGUGCAGGUGACCCAGCGGAUAACGGCGCGGCGCCGGCACCACGGGCAGAACGUCACCUGCCAGGCGGAGCUGAGCCUGGAGCCCCACGGGCCCCGCCUGAGCAGCGCCGCCGCCCCCGCCGCGCUGGCCGUCUACGCUUUCCCGGAGGACCCUGAGCUGAACGUCACAACCCACUUGGAAGUCAACGAGACGGCCAACGCCACCUGCACCAUCCGCACCUUCUUCCCGGAGGCGCGAUUCGCCCUCUCCCUGGACGGGCAGCCGCUGCCGGCCUCCGUCUCCGAGGAGGGGCACCGCGCCGUGGCCGAGCUCGCCCUGCCGCGGCCGGGAGCCUUCGAGGUGCUGUGCACCGGGAGCGUGGGGCCCCAGGAGCGCCAGGCGCGGGCCACGGUCCACGUCCACAGCUUCCCGGCGCCGCAGCUGCACGUGAGCACGGCCAUCCCGGUGGCGGGCGAGGAGGUGGCGGUGCAGUGCACGCUGCCCAAGGGGCACUCGUCAGCGCUGCGGCUGCGGCUGCACAGCGGCGGCCGUCCCGCGACGCCCUGGGGCCCCUCACCGCUGCGCCGGGCCCUGGCCGCCCGCGAGGAGGACGACGGCGCCGAGCUCUUCUGCGAGGCCGAGCUGCCCAACAGCGGCAAGGCCCCCAAGGCCAGCGCGCCCGUCCGGCUCACCGUCGCCUACGGGCCCCGCAUGGACGAGGCGGGCUGCCCCCAGCAGCAGACCUGGACGGAGGGGCGGGAGGCGGCGCUGCGCUGCUCGGCCCGCGGCAACCCGCCGCCCCGCGUGGAGUGCGCCCGCGACGGGCGGCCCUUCCCCGUGGCGCAGCCGCAGCCGGCGGCGCGGGCCCACGCCGGAACCUACCGCUGCCGGGCCGCCAACCGGCUGGGCGACGCCGGGCGCACCGUGGAGGUGCUGGUGGAGUACUACGACCCCCCCGUGCUGCUGGCCGUGCUGCUGGCCAUGGCUGCCCUGGCCGCCGCGUGCGCCGCCGGGGUCGGCUACAGCAUCUACUACCGCAAGAAGAAGAUCCGCCGGUACAAGCUGCAGGAGAGGCAGCGGCAGAUGGAGAUGCAGCCCAUGGUCGGGCGCUCGCCGGAGGUGGCUGCUCCCAACGGAUCGGCACCGGCGGCCGGGCCGUACAGGGCUGGGAGUGCCCCGGCGGUGACACGGAGCCGUGUCUGGGUCAAGGCCAGUGGGAUCCCCGGUGCCGGCAGGAUCCGUGGUGCUGGGGGUAUCCCCGAUGCCAGUGGGAUCCCCAGUGCCAGCAGGAUCCCCAGAUCCACCAGGAUCCCCAGUGCUGCAUGCGCGCCGGGGCCGGGGCAGCUGCCAACCCCACUUCCUUCCUGGCGGCCCCGGCGCCAUUUGCCUGCCACUGCGUCCAGGGGAGCGAGGCCGGAGCCGGGAGGCGCGGGAUACCCUGAGCCAGCCCCGCUCCCGUCCCGUCCCGGCGUCGCCUCCCGCCCUGCCGCAGCGAUGCCCCGGCGCGGCCGCCUGGCCCUGCCCCUCGCCACGAUGCUCCUGGCCUUGUUCGGCCGCGCAGCGCCGGGAGCCGCCGGCAGCUCCUUCGCGGUGGUGGUGGCGGGGCCGGAGACGGUGCCCUACGGCGAAGCCGCCCUGGUCAACUGCUCCACCACGUGCCCGGCGGCGGAGGCGGCCGGCGGCCUGGAGACCUCGCUGGCCAAGGGGAGCCUGGAGCAGGGCCCCGGCUGGCUGGCGGUGCGGCUGCACAACGUCACCGAGCCCCGCGCGCGGCUCCUCUGCUACUUCACCUGCUUCGGCCAGAGGAAGACGGCCGCCCUCACCCUCAUGGCCUACCGCUUCCCGGACCCGUACCUGGCCAUCAGCGAGCCCAACGCCUCCCUGCACGAGCCGGUGGCCGUCGAGUGCUCCACGGCACCCAGCCAGCCGCCGGGGCUGCAGCUGUGGCUCCGCAGCAGCCACGGGGCCCAGGUGUCCGGGACGGAGGGCCACGUCCUCCUGAACCUGACGGCCCACGAGGAAGACGACGGGCUGGAGUUCGUCUGCGAAGCUGAGCUGCCCGUGGGCAAUCAGACGCUGCAGAAGAAAUCGGCCCCGGCCAAGCUCAGCGUCUUCUACGGGCCCCGCAUGGACGAGGCGGGCUGCCCCCAGCAGCAGACCUGGACGGAGGGGCGGGAGGCGGCGCUGCGCUGCUCGGCCCGCGGCAACCCGCCGCCCCACGUGGAGUGCGCCCGCGACGGGCGGCCCUUCCCCGUGGCGCAGCCGCAGCCGGCGGCGCGGGCCCACGCCGGCACCUACCGCUGCCGGGCCGCCAACCGGCUGGGCGACGCCAGGCGCACCGUGGAGGUGCUGGUGGAGUACUACGAAUUCCCUGUGCUGCCGGCCGUGCUGGUGACCGUGGCUGUGCUGGCCUUCGCGUGCGCCGCCGGGGUCGGCUACGGCUUCUACCACCACAAGAAGAAGAUCCGCCGGUACAAGCUGCAGGAGAGGCAGCGGCAGAUGGAGAUGCAGCCCAUGGUCGGGCGCUCGCCGGAGGCGGCUGCUCCCAACGGAUCGGCACCGGCGGCCGGGCCGUAGCGGGGGCCGCAGGGUCACCUGGGACUGACCCCCCCCAGCAGCACCCCCCCGGGAUACGCUGUCCCACGGAGGCGGGGAAGGACUCAGGGUAGGGCCCAGGCGUCCGGGUGGGAAGGGCCCAGGGGGUUCCGGCUCCGGCCCAGCUCCCGGCGUGGCCGCGUGGCGCAAAGCGCUGGGGCGACGGAGACGGGAUGGUGCCAAGCCGCAGCGGGGCCGCACAGGGUGAACCGGCUCCCGGAGCAGCUCCCUUGGCUGCAUCCAGCCGGCAGAAAAGCCUCGGUGCCGCGGAGCCCGUCGGUCGGUGUCUGCUCCGCGCCGGGAGCCAUACGGGGAGCGGGAAUGGCGCUGGGGAAGGGGAGCCCAGAGCAGGGGCUCCCCAUGGGCAGCAGGGAGGUGAGCGGGGGCUGCGGCUGCGGCUCCAGCACGGAGCUGCCGGCUGCCAGGGGAUCCAGCCCGGAGCCCCCCGGGAUCCCGCGCGUGCGGGCGGUGGCCGGCGCACCGGGUGCGGGGACGGGGAUGGGAUCCUCAGCGGUGCCGAGCGCUGGGGCCGGUUUGGGGGCAGCCGCACUGGGGCCCCCCCCCGUCACUGGAGCUUCAUUAAAAGGAU